Molecule: messenger RNA, 770 nt
Organism: Condylura cristata (star-nosed mole)
Lineage: Eukaryota; Metazoa; Chordata; Mammalia; Eulipotyphla; Talpidae
Gene: MPC2
Product: mitochondrial pyruvate carrier 2
Exons: 5
Coding region: 204-587 (127 amino acids)
Biological process (GO): pyruvate import into mitochondria
Cellular component (GO): mitochondrial inner membrane
Molecular function (GO): pyruvate transmembrane transporter activity
Source: RefSeq, a predicted model, not a curated record
CCCUCUCCCUCCUCCCGCCACCACCCCCGGGCCCUUGGGCGGUUCGCAGGGGGCAGGCUGAGCCGCGGGAAGGGCACCCUAAGGGAGAGGAGGACGCGAGGCGCUGUCGCUGGGGAAAGUGACGAGCUGCUCUUCGUUGUCAACCAGGGACAAGGACACGGCCACUCUCCCAACUCGGGUGUCCACGAACUCUCCUCUCGAAGAUGUCAGCAGCCGGCGCCCGAGGCCUCAGGGCCACCUACCACCGGGUUCUAGAUAAAGUGGAGCUCCUGCUACCAGAGAAAUUCAGGCCUUUGUACAACCACCCGGCAGGUCCCAGAACAGUUUUUUUCUGGGCUCCAGUUAUGAAAUGGGGGUUAGUGUGUGCCGGAUUGGCUGACAUGGCCAGACCUGCAGAAAAACUCAGCACAGCUCAAUCUGCUGUUUUGAUGGCUACAGGGUUAAUUUGGUCAAGAUACUCUCUUGUAAUUAUUCCAAAAAAUUGGAGUCUGUUUGCUGUUAAUUUCUUUGUUGGGGCAGCAGGAGCCUCUCAGCUUGUUCGUAUUUGGAGAUAUAACCAAGAGCUGAAAGCUAAGGCAAACAAAUGAAAACGUUCCUGAUCACCUGAAUAAUCUAGAUGUGGACAUAGCCUCUGGGACCUACUUUGACUUAUUAUUUGGUUGUUGAUGCUAACUGUGCUAACAUUGGGAAGGUAUAAAAAUAAUCUAUCUGUAAUUGGUAACUAUACUUGACUCAGUGAACAGAAAAAUAAAGCAAACUUUUAAUAACAA